AUGUGUUCCUUCAUUUGUAUACUUGGUUCAGAACAACUUGCUAUAUGUAUCAGCUUCCCAUUUGGAUGCAGCAACUUACCAGCUGUGUUGAUGUCAGAAGUUGUGAAAUUAGUAACAUGCAUCGUGUUGGUUUAUUUGGAAUCAGGUGGCAUAGUAAAACUCUUUGAAGCAAUUAAUAAGCAGAUCAUCAGGCAGCCUGUUGAUACACUGAAAAUAUGUGUUCCUUCAUUUGUAUACUUGGUUCAGAACAACUUGCUAUAUGUAUCAGCUUCCCAUUUGGAUGCAGCAACUUACCAGGUGACCUACCAACUAAAAAUCCUAACGACCGCAAUGUUCUCGGUGUUCAUACUCAAGAGGGAACUUCUGCGAACUCAAUGGUUUUCGCUUCUCACUCUCAUAGUAGGAGUCGUGCUGGUUCAGCUAGCCCAGUCCGACGACAAGCAGACGGUGACGAACGGGCACGAGCAAAACCACUUAGUUGGCUUCAUGGCCGCUUUAGCAGCCUGCUGCCUUUCUGGUUUCGCCGGAGUUUACUUUGAAAAAAUGCUCAAAGGAAGUGAUGUUACCGUUUGGAUGCGAAACGUGCAGCUCUCGUUCUGUUCUAUACCGUUUGGUCUCAUAUCCUGCUAUGCCUACGACGGUGCGAAAAUCAGAGAACAAGGAUUCUUCUUCGGGUACGACAAGUUUGUGAACUACUUGAUAGUUCUGCAGGCUUGCGGAGGACUCAUAGUCGCUGUGGUUGUGAAAUACGCUGAUAAUAUUCUCAAGGGGUUCGCCACAUCUCUGGCUAUCGUUAUUUCAUGUGUGGCGUCGAUGUACAUAUUCGACUUUGAAUUGUCAUUGCAAUUCGCUCUAGGGGCAGCUUUCGUGAUAUUUUCUAUAUUCUUGUAUGGACAUACCCCGAAAAAACCUGUGAUGGCCGGGCCGUACAAGGUGUAGUACAUUCUGAAAAGGCUGCUAAAGCUGAAAAAAAUGUGAAGAUCAUUUAUUAUGAGUACGGCACUAAUAUCGUGUCCCAUUGAAAUGAC
This is a messenger RNA of Leptinotarsa decemlineata (Colorado potato beetle), 1028 nucleotides long. It is a transcript of the gene Ugalt, whose product is annotated as UDP-galactose transporter. Gene Ontology annotation, biological process: pyrimidine nucleotide-sugar transmembrane transport. Lineage: Eukaryota; Metazoa; Arthropoda; Insecta; Coleoptera; Chrysomelidae. The record is from RefSeq and is a predicted model, not a curated record. Gene Ontology annotation, cellular component: Golgi membrane. Gene Ontology annotation, molecular function: pyrimidine nucleotide-sugar transmembrane transporter activity.